Molecule: messenger RNA, 1656 nt
Organism: Plasmodium cynomolgi strain B
Lineage: Eukaryota; Apicomplexa; Aconoidasida; Haemosporida; Plasmodiidae
Product: VIR-like CYIR protein
Exons: 4
Coding region: 1-1656 (551 amino acids)
Source: RefSeq, a predicted model, not a curated record
AUGUCACACGAGCCGGACUACGAAAUCUUCCAAAAUUUGACGGAGUACCAAAAGAAUGAAGGCCUCAUCGAUUUGAACCAGUACCCGGAGGAGACUUCCUUCUGCGGUGAUACGAAGUCUGCCUUUAAGUCCAAUUCUGAUGCGGUAGAUAUUUGCAAAAAGUUUGUAAUACUAUUUAAGCUUCUAAACCCUAGCGAAGACACUGCUGAGGAGAGUUGCGUCAACCACCCAGAUUUUGGAAGUUCCGACAAACACUCAGAUGUUGGAAGUUCCGCCAAUCACUCAGAUGUUGGAAGUUCCGCCAACCACUCAGCUGUUGGAAAUUCUACAAACCACACCGCUGCUGAGAGUUCUAGCACCACCCCCAAACACACGGCCUUCUUGAACUACUGGUUAAGCACCCAAUUGAGGGAUAAAAACGUCCCUGAAGAACUGAGGUCCCUUUUCUACCUAGACCUGAAGACGCACUACGAUAAGAUUAAAAGCAAAUACAAAUUAACGGACCAAUUUCACCCCAUUGAAAGUGCCCAUUUGGAAAAACUUGAUAUAUUGCACGAGCUGUAUAAGCAGUACUACGAAUUAAAAAAUAACAAACUGGGAGUCAAAGAAAAAAAUGAAGGCGAUAGGGAUGAGGGGUGUCUGAAUUUUCUCCAGAACUGCAAGGAUAAUUAUAAUAAGGGGCUGGAAAAAUGCUUCCCCCAAGCUGAUAAUCAGUUCUGCCAAGCAUUAAACCGUUUUAGAAAAUUAUAUGAACAAGAAAAGGGCUCCUUCUCAGCCGUGUGUCACAAUAAAGCGUUGCCUUCUAUGCCAGAAAUAGUAUCACUUCGGUCACCCAAGGCAGCAAGUGGGGAAACUCCCAAAAUAGGGGGUGACUUAGUUCAGGCGGAGAAAAGCCUUUCCACUCAUCACCUCCCCAAAAUAGUGGACGAUGUGGUAUUCUCAUCAUUUUUCUUUAACACAAAUGCACAUACAUUUAGACUCCGCUUAUUGUGUCACUCACAAAGCAUUUACCCAAACUUGUAUAAGCUCAUACUUCUGCAAUACACUUCGCUCUUUGAGUACGACGAGGAGAAGAUAAAAAACAACAUAAUGGAAGUGCUGCACGAAUUUCUUAAAUAUUACAACCUGAAUAGAGGAAAUUCCAACGUAGAUUUAUUUAUAAAGGAAUUCUUCUACGAUUAUUAUAAAAACAAAAGGGAGGAAUAUGAAAAAAUCUACGCAGAAUGUUCCAACAGAAAACCUCUAACCUCCUACUGCAAGGUGUACUAUAUGUGUAACGACCAGCUGAGGGAAGACCUCUUUUCAAUCAAAGAAGAUGUUGCAAAGUACCUUGAAGACAAAGCUAAAUCAUAUCAGCAGGCACUUUCUGGAAAUCCCACAACUGAAACAGAGAUGCAUAAAAUCGAAGGUAGUUCUCCUUUAUCUUUACGCAGAUUCUCCAUCGUGCCCAUAGUGAUAGGAGUGUUUUUCUUUCUAUUCUCUAUACAUGAGUUCACCCCCAUUGGAUCCUGGUUGCGCAGAAAACUCAAUAAGACCAAACGGAUUGCUCACAAUUUUUAUAUGAAACAGAUUCAUUAUAUAAUGGAAACGAAUUCACCAUUUGAGGAUGUUAAUCUCGAUGACAGGGAAUCCAACAUAGGCUAUCACUCCAUAUGA